AGGUUGUAUAUGAAUAUAGGUGCACGUUACAUUAACGGCUUUAAUUUAAUGUGCGUCAUGGAUUUUGGAGAUAUUGAAAGCAAAUAUUCAUCUUCGAAUCUCUUCAAUAUCAUGCAUGUAUGCGAGAACGGUUUCUCUCAGGACGCGCAAUAUCGACCGCGUAAAUCUCCGCGUAAGAGGCUCAAAAUAACUCGAAUGUCGACGUCGCUGGUGAUCGAUCAGCUGAAGAGUGUCUUUUGGUAUCCUGACGAUUUUAUGUCACGCGUAAGAACACGUCGAAACUGGCGUCCAGAAUUUCUAAUGAAGUAUUUUCGCGAUAAUCGACGCGGUCGUAACGAGGGACGUGACGUAAUAUUGCAACACGGUAAAAAAAUCCUCGUCCCUGAAGCUCCCAAAAUCUAUUCCAUCGGCUUACAUUCUGGCGCGAGAAGCUUGAUUGAUAGUAGCGAUCUCUCAAACUCGUGCGGUGCGAUAACAAACUUUAAGAAACGUUUUAAUAUCGUUCGCAGGUAGCAAUAUUUAAUCUUGAUAAAUUUUAAGUUAA
Monomorium pharaonis (pharaoh ant) is the source of this 544-nucleotide messenger RNA. RefSeq lists its product as uncharacterized. NCBI's taxonomy places the organism in Eukaryota, Metazoa, Arthropoda, Insecta, Hymenoptera, Formicidae. The transcript has 2 exons. Bases 10 to 513 code for a protein of 167 amino acids. The record is from RefSeq and is a predicted model, not a curated record.